Molecule: messenger RNA, 1380 nt
Organism: Lachnellula hyalina
Lineage: Eukaryota; Fungi; Ascomycota; Leotiomycetes; Helotiales; Lachnaceae
Product: Nuclear distribution protein PAC1
Exons: 3
Coding region: 1-1380 (459 amino acids)
Biological process (GO): proteolysis; regulation of cell cycle; protein polyubiquitination
Cellular component (GO): nucleus; SCF ubiquitin ligase complex; cytoplasm
Molecular function (GO): ubiquitin-like ligase-substrate adaptor activity; protein binding
Source: RefSeq, a predicted model, not a curated record
AUGAGCCAGAUCUUGACGUCGCGGCAGGCCGAGGAGCUACACAAGUCUAUGAUAGCAUACCUCACCUCGAUAAACCUACCUAAUAGUGCCGCGGCGUUACGAGAAGAACUUAGUAUUGGCGACACCUUCGAUGCCGCGACCAGCAAGAAGUAUGAGGGAUUAUUAGAGAAGAAGUGGAACAGUGUGGUGCGGUUGCAGAGGAAGAUAAUGGAUCUCGAAGCAAGAAAUCUGAGUCUACAAAGUGAGCUUGACUCUGCGACACCUACCUCUCUGUCGAGGCGGAAUCAAGACCCCGCAAGUUGGCUCCCAAGGUCACCCGCAAGGCAUAGGCUAGAAUCGCACCGAGAGCCCAUCACCUGUGUUGCAUUUCACCCCGUUUUCUCAUCACUCGCAUCCGGUUCAGAAGAUUAUAGUAUCAAGAUUUGGGAUUGGGAAUUAGGAGAGUUGGAGAGGACGGUAAAGGGGCACACAAGGGCUGUGCUAGACGUUGAUUUUGGCGGACCACGAGGAGGGACAUUACUGGCAUCUUGUUCCAGCGAUCUUACAAUUAAGCUAUGGGAUCCCAGCGACGAGUACAAAAAUAUAAGGACCCUUCCUGGACACGACCAUUCAGUCUCCGCCGUACGCUUCAUACCGAGCGGUGCAGCGGGUUCGCCGGCCUCUGGCAACCUCCUUGUGUCAGCAAGUCGAGAUAAGACGUUGCGAAUAUGGGAUGUUUCAACAGGAUACUGCGUGAAAACGAUCCGUGGGCACGCGGAAUGGGUUCGGGAUGUUUCGCCUUCCUUCGAUGGACGAUGGCUAGUAUCAGCUGGACAUGACCAGACAGCACGAAUAUGGGAUGCUGCUUCUGGAGAAUUAAAAGCUACCCUGCUCGGGCAUGAGCAUUACGUGGAAUGCUGCGUAUUUGCGCCACCAUCGAGUUACGGGCACUUGGCGACAAUGGCUGGGUUGAAAAAACCACCAGCUGCAACCAGCUCGGCCGAAUAUGUUGCAACAGCAGGGAGAGAUAAGAUGAUCAAGAUAUGGGAUGCUCGGGGGACUUUGAUCAAGACUCUUGUCGGCCAUGACAACUGGGUGAAAGGACUGGUGUUCCACCCAGGCGGAAAGUAUCUACUCAGUGUUGCUGACGAUAAGACAUUGCGAUGUUGGGACCUUACGCAAGAAGGGAAACAAGUGAAGAAGCUGGACGAUGCACAUGAGCAUUUUGUUACCUGCAUUCGAUGGGCUCCGAGUGUUAGUAAAGAUGCCCCUGCUGUGAAUGGGGAAAAUGGCGCCACAACAAAUGGAGCGCCGAAGAAGGAAGAUCCCAGCAAGAUCGCCAUACGGUGUGUCAUUGCCACGGGGAGCGUCGAUAAGAGUGUUAGAGUCUUUGCAUCAUGA